Carcharodon carcharias (great white shark) is the source of this 2519-nucleotide messenger RNA. RefSeq names its product G-protein coupled receptor 182-like. Gene Ontology annotation, cellular component: membrane. The transcript has 2 exons. Gene Ontology annotation, molecular function: G protein-coupled receptor activity. The record is from RefSeq and is a predicted model, not a curated record. The coding region runs from base 132 to 1139 and encodes 335 amino acids. Gene Ontology annotation, biological process: G protein-coupled receptor signaling pathway. NCBI's taxonomy places the organism in Eukaryota, Metazoa, Chordata, Chondrichthyes, Lamniformes, Lamnidae.
UGCAUCGCACAGCAAUAAAUGUGGAACCUCACAACUAAACAGUCACUAUUUGGAGAGGUACUUCUACUGUUGGAACAAAUUCAGCAAGGCACAAGGAACAUUUAGUCAGAUUCUACAAGGAGGACUCAGCCAUGGCCACCCCUAACAACACCUUCCAUGCCAAUGACAGUGAUGAGUGCCAUGGUGUUCAAUGCUCCUGCUGGGUCACUUUGAAUUACAAGGCAUUGGACAUGUCAACAUUUUCUUUCUACCUAUUCUUUCUUCUAGUAGGUCUGAUAGAGAAUAUCAUUGUUAUUUGGAUAAACUGGCGGAUGAGAGAGUCCAGGAAAGAAAGCAACCUUUACAUUUUUAACAUGGCUGUUGCUGACUUGUGUGCAGUUUUAUGCAUCCCAUUUAGGAUGACAGAGAUAUUGUACAAUUACCACUGGAUCUGGGGCAGUCUUCUGUGUAAAUUUGAUUCCUUCCUUUAUUUUGUUACUCUAUACAGUAGCAUCUUCUUCCUGGCCUGUUUUAGCGUUGAUGAAUAUGUCUCACUGCGAUACCCGUUCCAAGCCCAGGGAUCAAGAGACCGACAAAUCCGCAGGAUGGUGUGUGUGUGCAUGUGGACUACAGCUGUGCUCUUAUCUGUACCACAAUUUGUAUAUGCUGACACUUUAGGAGUUGUGUAUAUUUACUGCUUCACUGAAAAUUUGCUAUUUUCGUAUGUUACAAGCUCUGUUAUUUUACUUUUUGGAUUCAUUAUUCCUUUGUUUAUAAUUAUAGUGAGUAAUGUUUUCACUACAAGAGCUAUGAAAGACUCCAGUAACACAGGUAGCAUAAGGAACCGUAAAAUAAUAUGUGCUUAUAUCAUAGUAUUUUUGCUAUGCUGGUCACCUUUUUACAUAACUGUAUUUCUUUCCCUGAUAGGCGAGUUUCUCAACUGUGUUGUGGAGCAUGUAGUGUAUUAUUUUUACGACCUUGUGGAGUGCCUCACCUUUUCCCACUGUAUUGUAAAUCCCAUUCUGUACAACUUUAUGCACAAAGAUUUCAGGUAUCAUUUAACAACCUGUGUUGUAAAGUACAUGCCUAAACGAUAUGUCAAGGAGGACGACAAUGUUUCCAUUUCUUCAGACACCAGACAUAUUGUGGUCAUUACAUGAUUUAAUCCUUUGACAGAGGACAAGAAACUGAGGGUAUUAGUGAUUCAGUCAAAAUGAUCUUCCAACAAUUUUUUUCUUCUGUUCCUAGUUCUUGUUUCAAUGUUAAUUGAAAAUCAUAUGGGCAUCUUACUGCUGUAAAGCAUUAAAUAUUCAUAUUAAAAAUAUUGUUAGAAAUGGGACGCAAAACGAAGGGAAGAAGAUGGCUUGAUUGCACAGAAUGUUGGUUCACUAAUGCAGGAACAUUCAAGUUUUUAUCUCAUUAUGUCUUGCAUAGGCCUCACAGAAAGUUCUUGGGAUCUGACUUUGGAUUUACUCAUCCACGAGCACCAAGAACAGCUCCUUCCCAAGCCUUCUGCCUACCAAAAUCUUACAGCACAAAUCAUUCAGUAGAAUUAAAGGCUUUAAAAUAGAGUUGUGUAGGCUUUGUGGUCAUGGCUCAUGGGCUGAAAGUUGCCAUUGUUUGGGAACCCCUGCAUUAAUGCGCUGAGCUACUUUGUAUAAGGAUUCAGGUCCUUGACCACACAGUAACCCAAAAGAGGCUUCAAGCCACUUGUCCACAGAGAGAAAGGAAGGGAAGGGAAAACCCAACUGUGUGCCUCUGCCUAACUAGUUGCAGAAUAGCAAUGGGAUGCAACUAAGUCAUUUCGGUGCAGGAAGUAUGGAUCUGGGUGAAACUGAGAGAAGAAUAAGGAACUAUUGUUUUUUAAGAAAACGCAAGAUAAAUGAAAUACACAACUUAACCCAUGUCUGUUUAAGAGUUGGUUUGGCUCAGCUAGUGGCUCUCACCUCCAGGUUUGAAGGUUGUGUUCAUACCCCUGUCCAGGAUUUGAGCACAAUAACCGAGGCUGACCUUUUAGUAUAGUGGUGAGGAAUACUGCAUUAUCAGAGCUAGCUGAGGUGUUAGAACAGGUUCUCUGUUUAUUAGGUCAGGCAGAUGUUAAUGAUGCUACAGAGGGAGAAGAGCGUUUAAGGAAUGCUCCUGGUGUCCUGGUUGAUCCAACUUCCUCAACCAACACUAUCGAAAUAAAUAAACUGAUCUUUAUCGCUCUUGCUGUUUAUGGAACACUGCUGUGCGCAAAAUUUGCUGCUGCAUUUGCCAACAUAAUAAGUACUCCAAAAAAUACUUCAUUGUCUGCGAAGUGUUUUGACAGAAAUGUGAGAAGGUGCUAUAUAAAUACAAGAUUUUCUUUCUUUUGAAAUAUCCCCGCUGCACCUCUCCACCUCGUUUUCCUCCUUUAAGAUGCUCCUUAAAACCUACCUCUUUGACUAAGCUUUUGGUCAUUGCCCUAACAUGUCAUGUGGCUUUGUGUCAUAUUUUGUUUUUAUAAUACAUGUAUGAUCCUGGAAUGUUCAAUUGCAUUAAAAACACUAUAUAAAUAA